ACAGUCAGAUAACACCUGUCGGUUUAUAGUGCAACACGUGAAACCCACAGCAAAAUGUCGCCAUGGAAUACUUUAGUGUUUUCUGCAAUAAUCUUCAUUGUAAACAACGAGGGGGUUAUUGGUGUGACAAAUCUUACAACAACCGUAAACACCUUGUUCCAGAGACUGCAGGAUAUGCAAGCAACAAGGUACACGCCAGGAGUCCCACCUUUAGUUUGGACGAAAUUCCCCGGGGUGUACGAGAGUGAUGUUAAAAUGUAUUUUCAUGGUGCCCCCGUGGACUCCACCCUUCGAUACACCUUUGGAGUGUUCGACAAUAACAUGUUCGCCACAGCUUGGGUUACAACGUGUCUGGUAGAGGCGUAUAAAUAUGGAAAUGCACCGAAACCAACAAGAGAAAUGUUAGAUUCGGCCAUCGAUUUCAUUAUGGAGCACCGUAACAAAAAUGCUGGUUUUAAUAAUUCUAUAAUGGCAUUUUGGCCGCAGUUAUACGAUGCAAACUACAAGGGGUAUGUAAGCACACCUGUGAAUCUCCUUGGUCUCUUUAACUCCACAUACCUGGUUGACUGGGAUCCAAUCUACCAGGAACUCGAUUCUCUUGGUCUCCAUCAUGUCACCGAAACAAUUCAGAAUCUAUUGGAAAGGAGAGAUGGAUACCGUCAUGUUUUUCACAUUCCUCCCGAUUUUGACGACACUUCAGUAAACUUAGGUUUAGGAUCUCUGUUGAAGGAGUACAUCAUCGAUUUCCCGGAAUCGUCAGUGUUAUGGCAAACUCACAACUCCAAUCUAUCAUCUGUCUUCACUGCGCUCAAACAUUAUGCAUAUAAACCCAUGACGAAUGAUUCAAGAGUAAAUACGAUAGAUACCCGUACUUAUUUCUACAUGAGACACUUCUUGGAAAACGCUACAGCAGAGAGAAAACCGGUUGCGUUGAUUGCCACAUGGAUUCAAGACUUUAAUGAUCUCAGAACUGAAUACAACAGAGGCGUGGUAACGCCUGGUGACGUCAACAACGUUGACGUGACGGUUUCUGCCAACGCUCUGUAUGGAAUUACCAACAGUAUUCUGUCUGGUCUUGUCACGACAGAGGUUCUGGAGGAUCCAGAAAUACAGCAAAUCUACCUGAACACUUCCACGAUGAUCACAUACCAGAUCAAUAGUAACUUCUCUUCUCGUCCAGAUCUCGCGUUAACUUACUACCCUUCUGUUAUGGAAUUCUACUGGUUCGUCGCAAGGACAUAUUCUCUUCUGAGUCGCAGAUACCGUACAGAGGGUCUACCACAUGAAGCAAUGACAAAAGUAAUGCACGAAUUAGAAGAAGCCUUAAGUGAAACAAUGACAAAAACGGUUGUCAAAGAAGCCAUUUAUGAUGAGAAAGGCAUGGCGUAUUUUGAUGAUUUUCUGGGCAAUGGCGACGUAGAUGAAACUGGUCGUCACGUGAAGUACGGCGAAGAUCGACUCUUUACCACUUCCAUGGCUAUAAAUGCUUUGAUAACAACAUGGACUUUCUUCAACGAAAAGAGUGGACAAUUGCAUUGGAAUCCGGAUACUCCCUCGGAUGUAAAGGUAGUUGUAUCCGCCUCGGUAUCUUACCUGAACGAGUACGUUCUCAGUGGACAAUUCAAACCAUGGAAUACAUUCUUUUCCGGAUCAGUAAAAGGACACACAAUUACCUCUUCCUCUCAUUAUCCUGCCAAUCGACAGGGAUAUAUCAACGGAACCAAAAUCCAUAUCCGGGGCAUGGAGGGCAUGGUGAACAGUACGUGGUAUGACCAGCAGCUUAAAAUUCGCAAGUCUCCCAUUGAUUUCCAUGGAUACAACAGCUCUCCAGAUUAUUUCCCAUUCUGGUGUUCACAACCAUACACUUACGUCACCAGCAUGCUAGCUCUAUCGACAUUCAAUAACAUUGCAGAGAAUGUCAGCUAACAUUGACUAACAAGGGGAUUUAAAAUGCAAAAAUGGAGAAAAACACAUAGCUUUUUGUGUAUCCGUAGUAUGAAAUUAAAUAAUGAAGUCUUUAACAACCAAAUUGCAUAUAUUCAGUCACCCACAACACCCGUCGAUAUCCAUGUUUAAAUAAUUGUUGAUUAAAUUCAGAAGGACUCGG
Molecule: messenger RNA, 2107 nt
Organism: Ostrea edulis (European flat oyster)
Lineage: Eukaryota; Metazoa; Mollusca; Bivalvia; Ostreida; Ostreidae
Exons: 9
Coding region: 55-1926 (623 amino acids)
Source: RefSeq, a predicted model, not a curated record